AUGAAUCAACAACAAGCAAAUCCAUCAUCGAUUCAACAACCUGUGACUGGAGCAGCAGCUCAACAACCUGAAAUAUUACCACAACAAUCUGCAAGUGUCAAUCCUUUUCAACAACCUCCCCAACAAUCUGCUAGUAUUACACCCGCUCAACAACCUGCAAAUGCGCCUUCAGCCCCACCACCCGAUGAUCCAUUGCCUGAUAGCAAUCGUCCCCAGGAAACCACCAUUUUGCCUGGGGAAGAAAAACGCGAGUCACCAGAAGGACAAGAAAAACAACAAGAAAAUGGAGUGGAGACUGAAGAAGAUGAACAACAGACUCCGAAGAUCAACUGUCCUGAAAAAAUUGUAGGUUUUUAAACAAUUUUUAUAGAGAGCUUAUCUAAGAUUGACAUUUACGGCAGCAAUUUGUGCAUUAAUAUUGAAUCAUGAAUUAGCUACUUAGCUGUCGAAAACGUGUAGAACUUACCCUCAAAUACGAUUUGAAGUUGGCCGUUUGCGGUUAGCGGUUUGCCUGUAUACGUCAAUCCUAAGGUGUCUGAUAUAUAUUUUAGCAGUUUACCAUUUAUCCAGUCAAGUACAUAUGGUAUACAGUAGUCUAAGUGUGAUGUUUUAGUGUAAUGUUUUGGUAUAUGUAAUACUAUGGUUUUGACAUUGGGUUUUGAGUGCAAUUUGGGAAACAAAUAUGCAUGAGUGGGAAAUUAGUGGACUGGGUGACUGGGAUUUAGUCAACAUUUUUUUUGAACUGGGAAAAUUCUCAGUUGCCGAUGUUGAUUAGCUUUAUAAAUUCUUUUAAUUUUUAAUUAAUCUAUAUCCGUAAAAUCAUACGGAAGGUUUUUUAAAUAUUUUUUUCGCGAGGAACCGUUCCGUAUAAUCCUGUAGAAUUAGAUAUUAAAAUAAUUUAAGAAUAAUUAAGAUCACAACACGCCAAACUUGCCAAAUUUUGAGUUGUGUUCGCCCAUGGUUAAUUUGUGGUUUAUUUAUUUCUUGCUUUGUAGGUUUUGUGUUUUGAUCUAUCUUCAGAGUUGAAUGAAAUCAUAUUACGACAGAAUCAAAAAGAGAGGUACAGAUAUCUUAGGCACUUAGCUAGGAUCAGUAAUGUUGGGCAUAUAUUAAAUAAAAAAUUACUGAAUAAGCUUGAGUCCUGACUGCAGCAAUUAAGGAGCCACAGAGCGUCGGUACUCUCAGGGGGUAUAGCUCUGCAUUAAACUAAUGUUAAUUUAACAUUCAACUACAGUAAACUGGGGCGGAUCUAGCCUCCAUGCAUGGCUGCGGUGGUGCACGAGGGAGCAUUACUGCCCACUCUCCUCUGCAGUCUGCAACGCUACUAUCCCAACAAUGGUCAACAUUACCAUUAUUCGAGAUGGCCGAAUCUGCAUGUUCGCCGUUGUGUUACGUUUUACAUUAUCUUUUGUUUAUAAAAUGUUUUUUAUAUAUUGGGUUUUUAUCACGUACAGUAUGCGUGACUGGACAGUUGCUGUAGCACAGCUUGUUAAAGUACAGUAUAUUUGAAAAUAAAGCUGUAUAACAACCUGGACAUGUUUACAUAUUUAACCAUGAUAUUUAACUAAACCAUUCUUGUGAGCUCACAAAUCAAUUGAAUCACUUACCCGUGUGGAUGGUUAGAUGUACGAAUGGGAGGUCUGCAGUUACUUGAAUUCAGGUGAAAGGGCAUGUAGGCGAUUGCGAAUUUGCACCGAGCUAUAUUCAGCAAUAUUUGAUGCAUCUUUCAAGGAUGGGAUGGUAGGAUUUGCCGAUUUGCAACUCAUAUAUCCGCCUGGCAACUUUCCCACAAUGAGUUGGCGUAUGCUAUGCUCCACGUAUUUGUGACAUGGAGCUCACCACAGACGCGAAAUAAGGAAAUAGUUGUUAAUCUUGGUACCACAACCUCGACUUUUAUCAACUGAGUUUCAAUGUUGUACACUUAAAGUUUUUUAUUUCUAGAAGUGUGUUUGAACAGUUGAAGAAAUCAACGGAGAUCUUUGUAAAACACAAGCUUAGAUUCAAUAAGAAACAUCAAAUCGCAAUACUUACCUUUGAAAAGGAAGCUUUGUGGGUAAGUCACACCUUCUUCGUCUAAGACCAGCAGAUGACUUAAGAAAUUGAAGCUAGUCAGUUUAGCUUUUUAUGGCAGCUCUUACUCUCGCAACUUAAUGCUUAAUACAGUACGUAUUUAAUUUAUUUAUUUGUAUUGUACUUUUUACUUUUAUUAACAUGCUGUGUACAUUAACUUGGCAUAGUUCCCAAUAAUGUUUUCGUUGUAUUCGAUGUUUCUGUGCAAACAAUCAGUAAUUUGUAUGGAAGAUAUAAAGUUUUACUGCCAGUCCGUCUGCUGGCCUUGAGGGUUAAAUUACAACACAGAGGGUUAUCGAUUUAUAGUAUGCAACACAUAACAAGACAGACGUCACAGACGGUGUCAGAUUUGAGAUAACGGUCCGGUUGAUCCCUUCAACGAUCAGUUCUCAAUUAGUGAGACGCCCAAGAUCCUGAUAUUUACCCAAACCUUACAUGGCAUCACCGCAGUAUUUUACAUGAACUUGUGGUUAGAGCUCGACAACUGGACUCUGUGGCUCAGAGUGCUGCACAGGGAUGCCGGAAGUUGCUGGGGGCAAGGGGUGCAAUUGCACCCGCUGCACCCGUGGUUCCGGCAUCCCUGGUGCUGCAUCGAAAUCGUAGGGCCGCAGGUUCGAUUCCUGCCUGAGUUCUCGCAACUGCUCUAAUAAAUGUAUAAUAAAUUAAGUCUAAUAAAUGUAUAAAAUUCUCACUCGCAAUUUCCAUCUACAAAUCCCUUCGACAAUUAAGAAAAGAGAGCCGCAAAAUAGCAGGAACAAGUCCAACUUUUUCGCUUCCUUCUUUUGUUUUUCGAUUUGCUUUCGCUUGAACGAAUUUGCUGCGUGGAUAACCGAUUUACGAGUCACAGAACUAUUUGUUUUUAGGUUCAAGAUUUCAGCAGUGACGUGAAUUUAAUCAACGACACCCUAGAUAACAUCCGUACAAGUCCAACAGAUCCUCUUCCACAAUUUGGUAUCCUUUUUUACCCUACAUGCAGGAAGUAAGUAAUCGAUUUUUAACGCCAUGUUUCCACUACAAGUAUUAUGAUCAGGUUUUUGCUUUACUGAUUAACGGUUAGAGAUUCACGUCUCGCUGUUUCUGAAUGCCGAUCAUAAUACUUACCCGCUAACCCUAAUUUAUAAUCAAUCAAUAUCCAGACUGACUAGUUCAGUGCGGAUUAUAACGGUCGGCAAUCUUUUCAAUGUAAAUAUUGAAACGUUGGACAACCAUUGUUAUCCAAUGUCCGAGCAACUGCACACUUGAGUGGAUAUUUGUCAGACCCAAGUCAAAUUGUUAUAAUCCACACUGGUCUAGUUUAAUCAGCCAAUCAGUGCAAGCCCAAUUAGGGCAGAGCAAGGCCUAGAUUUGCAGCGGUGUAAACACAGCUUAAUAAGAUCUUACAGGUUUGCUAGAGUAUGAAAGCAUACUGUAUAUCACACAGCCUGUAUGUGAAAAGAAAAAGAAUCGACAGCAGUGUUUUUGAAGAGAACUCAAUAUACCUAACGGUGUCAUAAACAGUUCGUAUUUCUAAUAUUGUAUCGAAAGAAGACAAGAGAGUCGGACCAUAUAUGUUGAUUUGAAACAAAGUUGACUGCACAUUUUAUCUCGAAAUGAAUAAUAUAUGAAAACUACUGAAUUCAAUAUCAAGAUGUUCCAUGUAUAUCAUCUACCAAAUACUGUACUUUCUUUAACAAUGUAUUUAUAGAUAUGAUGUCAUUAUUAGAAACCAUGUAAGUAUAACAAACACUUGCUUGUUCUCUGCAGUCUUUCAUAUUUACCUAUAUGUAUGACCAUGCCCCUACACAAAUAAACUCCCCAAAAUCAGGCGCGUUAAUUGUUGGAUUUAUUCAGACACGAGGAUGUUUUAUACACGCCUAGACUUAGAGCCUUCUAUUUAUAUUUCUGCGCUUUUUCACGUGAGAAGACUGGAACCUAGGCAAUUUAAUGGCGGGGUGAAAGAAGGGUGAAAACGACUGCAUGCCCAGCAAAUGCCCCAGGUCUAAGGUCAAAAUUCCCUCCAAAGUCGAGGUCGAGUCUUUCCGAUCUUUGUUUUCGACAAUUUUCGUAAUUUUUUAAGGAUGCAAAACGAGCACUACCUACUUACUUUCUGAAUAAUUGAAAACAAAAAUAGCUCAAAUAAAUAAAUAUCCGCAUAUUUGUAAUUUAAAGCAAAAUGCCGCUGGAAUAUCACGGGCUCCGUCAAGUAACCCCUACAGAUAUCUGUUUCCGCAGAAAAAAUAGCGCUACAAAUAUCUAGAGGCGUUUAGCCAAUGGGAAAACGAGAACAGAGUACCAGGAAUAAUGAUCCUGUGUUGUAAACGAUUAAUUUGCCAUCGUCAAGACUAACACGUUGGGUUUAAUGUCACGUGAAUAUGCCAGGAGUUUGCAGUUGUAAUUUUUUCAACAUGUUUUGUAUAUUUAAAAAAGUUUAUUUUUUAGAGAGAACCACGUUGAAUUACCUAAAUCGUCGAACAUUGUAGAUAUUCCACCUGAAUAUGUUGUCAGGGUGAUCUUGAUUUAUGGAAGAUCUCACAGUGAAAUACCAAGUCUUUCUUCUGAAGCAAAACGGGUUUGAAUGCUAUUCCAUAUUUCUUUAAACCCCGUGUUGAGGACCUUUGCUUCUCACGAAUGAAAUAAUCUGUGUUGUAUAAUCACCCCUAUGGAUACUUUAAACCUCCUAGAUUUUCACACCUGGAAACAUCAAAUUUACCCCCAUUUUCUACCAUUACCCCCUCUGUAAAGGCCCUCAGGGAGGGUGCAAUUAUUAAAAUGAAUGUAAUACCCACGAACCACUUCAAGGUUAUCCAUAAUUAUCAACAUUUUCACAAGCGAAAAGAGAGAACUCUUUUCUUCAACCGCCUCCACCCCUCCGACAUUUUAAGAAACAUAUAUUGGUCAUUAACCACUUUCGCCGCAACGAACUGUUGUGAAAAUGUUGGUAAUUAUGAACCCUUGGUAUAAAAUCACAACAGGAGACGUUUUCAAAUAUAUUUUCCAGUUUCAUGUGAUGUCAUGUUAGGACACUGAACUCUUUAAUAUUACGUAUGUCAUAUGUCAUACAUACAUAGCAGAUAAUGAAAUUACGGGAACCACUGAGUAUUUUAAUAAAAUAUAAAACAACGGUAACUCAGAAAAUAAACAUUUUAAUAUUCAUAGAUAAUGAAAUUGUAUAUUUAUUUGAGCUUCAGGAGAUAUGGUUUUAUAGUGUCCCAGAAAUAGUGUCGACAUAUGUAAUUGAAUUUUAAAUGAAAAAGUCGUGUCUUUAGUCGACAUCAUUUUACCUUUGGCGUAAUAAAUUACGCUUAUUAUAUUCUUUAUAUAAAUUUGCUUAUUAUAUUCUUUAGAUUUUCGACCAGUACGUGUCAUGUCGGCUCUUCUUUUUUGAUGUUCUCUAUAUUCAUGAAGUGCCUAGUGAAGACAACAAAUGUCAGGUAAUCAGAAUGAUUGGUUUUAGUAAUCCCUCGAGGGGCUUAUGUAUUUCAGCCAUGCUUGAGAGGGGAUGGUUAUUAUUAUUAUUAUUAUUAUUAUUAUUAUUAUUAUUAUUAUUAUUAUUAUUAUUAUUAUUAUUAUUAUUAUUAUUAUUAUUAUUAUUAUUAUUAUUAUCAUCUUUAUUAGGGUCAAUUAAACGCACAGUUCAGCCUUUUGAAUGAUGGUUUUUAAGGGGCGUUUCAGCCCUUUUAAUUGAAAAAACUAACUAGGAAAAUCAAUAAACUUAAUGUUUUUAACAUUUUAAAACAUUUUUAUUGUUAAAAACAUUGAGUUUACUGAUCUUGAAUAAUGCAUAAUUGAUUUUCCUAGUUAGUUUUUUCAAUUAAAAGGGCUUUAAUGCGCCUUAAAAACCAUCACUCAAAAGGCUGAACUGUGCCUUUAAACAUAUUUUACAAAGAAAACAUAUAAAAUAUUCAAUCAAACUAUUAAUAGAAUAUAGAUGGGCAAGGUAUAAACGGGACUCGAAGAACCAUGCAAGAUACCUUCCCAAACUUUACUAAAACUAUUUUAUAUAACAUUACACACACAACUCUACAGUCUACACACACCUAGUGCACUACAGUUUACGUCCUAUGACACGAACAGUCACGAAAUAAGGACCACGUACAUGACAAGUCAACAUCUUAAAUAGAAUAAAAAAUACUAGAGUAUUUACGUUUAACAAAACAUUUAAAAGAACUAGGACUAGACACAGUGCACAAACAUACAUCUUUACAUACAUUGUUCCACAGUUUGACGAUUAUAGUACGAAUAUUGAAAAGUGCUUGUUCUACAAAUUUGACUUUGUAGAAUGUAUUUGGGGAGUUACUCAGCCGAGUUCGACCGUGACUGACAAACGAGACAUAUAGUUACUGACAUCACAUAACCAAACAAAACCUUGUACAGAAACACCAAGUCCUUAACCUCCCUUGUCGAAGGUUAACGGCAGAAGGUCCAACGCCAACAGACGUUCUUUGUAGCUCAGCUCUCCUGUUCUGCUCAUCAUCAUGAUCAUCAUUAUUGGGAGAGGGCAAGCUUAAUAGGAAAAGGGUUUAAUGUUUUAGUUGAAAUGCAGUAAAAGAUAAAGUAGUGAACUAGAGGGUGCUCAGAGACUGCACACCUCCGCCAGUAAAUUACACGUGUUAUGCACAAGUUAUACAACUGGCUAAUUACGCAUUCAGUUUACUGCCAGGGAAAAGAAAGAUUUUCAUCUAAUUUUCGUCCAAAUUGAGGCGUUUUGUUCUUGGAUAUUUUUACACAUGCAAACACACACACACGUAUACAAACCCAGGUGAAAAUAUAACUUCCUGGCGUAGGUAAUUAAUAUAGACUGAAAAACUACACAUCAAUACCAAUGUGUGUUUCUUGGUUGUGAAAGGGCUCAAUAGAGAGACGGGGUUUAAUGAAAAUUUUUCUGAAGUGAGAAGAAUUUAAGAAAGGGCUUAAUUGAGUGUGAAAUGUAUUCCACUGACGUAAAGUUUUUAAUGAUCAUAUUUACAGGGGGUAUUAAAGAUUUUACCAACACGAAAGACGCCUUAUUCCCGUAUACCAGACCUCUCUCUCUGUCUUUGAAAUUAGUUUGCCGUCUCCCAGGCAAUCUAUCACGAAUCAAAGUAAAGUUUGAAUUAAUGUGUGACUUUCUAGGAAAUCUAUGAUGCGUUGUGUAAACUGGACGAGACAGAAGAAUGUUUUGUAUUGGAAGUGAGUACAUAUGUUGCUACGAGGUUGUAUGAAAGUACAGCCAAGUUACUGGCGCAUCCCUUGCAGAGACCGAAACAACAAGAUAUCGAAUAUCGAAUUAUUAUAAAUGAUAGCAGUGACGAUGAAACUGAACCAGAACAAAGAAAUUGA
Messenger RNA from Paramuricea clavata, 7368 nucleotides. The record is from the annotation of a GenBank genome assembly. NCBI's taxonomy places the organism in Eukaryota, Metazoa, Cnidaria, Anthozoa, Malacalcyonacea, Plexauridae.